Lates calcarifer (barramundi perch) is the source of this 1031-nucleotide messenger RNA. RefSeq lists its product as uncharacterized. The record is from RefSeq and is a predicted model, not a curated record. The transcript is spliced from 7 exons. The coding region runs from base 139 to 684 and encodes 181 amino acids. Lineage: Eukaryota; Metazoa; Chordata; Actinopteri; Centropomidae.
GUCGCGUGAUUUCUCGCGAGAAUAAACUGAGGGGCGGAGUCAUAAUUUCAUCGCAGAUCUUUCGCUGGUUGGGAGCUGGAAGUGGACAAGAAACAAAGUUGACCAGUGUGGGUGUCCUUAGUAAGUCCCAGCCCAGAGAUGUCGACCACCAUCAGAUUUGGAACCAGCUCAGGUCCAUGCAGGACUUCUAAUGGUGCUGAGAGAGCGCAGCUGCCAGAGGAAUUUGAUGAAAAAGGAAACAGUGACCCAGAUAAACUUCUGCAGUGCCCUUUUGACAAGAACCACCAGAUCCGGUCUUGCCGCUUCCCUUACCACCUUAUCAAGUGCAAGAAGAAUCAUCCCAAACUGGCCAGUGAGCUGAAAACCUGCCCUUUUAACGCUCGCCACCUGGUUCCUAAGCAUGAGCUGACACACCACACUGAGACCUGUGAGGACAGAAUAUCUGUGUACUCAGAGGAUGGUGGAAGCACAAAUGGACAUUGUAAAUGGCAGGUUCCAGUCAGUACCUGGGUAAACCCAAACAUGACUGAGGAUUGGGACAAAGAGGCUGAUGAUGAUGCUACUCCGUUUGUGUGGGGUUUAAACACAGCUUUGAAUCAACAACCGGAGAAGAAGCACACCAACAAACUUGGUACAAGUUUUAGAGCACCCAAUAGCCUCCCAUGGUUGGGAUUUGAGUCAUAAUUGCUUGCGUAUAUCCAAAUAGAAGCCUCAUAUAGGCUUAUUGUGUGUUUGCAUAAAUAUCUUUUUUAAAUUUGUUCUUAAAGUCUUUGCCCACUUUGUUUUUAAUUUGCACGACUGUAUCUCAAUUCCCCCCACUGGAUAUAGGUUGCAGAGAUUUUCUUUUUGGUUUCAUGAUGUGGUAAAUAAAAUAACCCAAAUUCAGCAUAUGGAGACAUUUGAGUGGCAUGUACACAAUUAACGCCUCUUUUUUCCCCCCCUGUAUUGUCUUGCAUUUAUCCCUGCUACAGUAACACAUGGCACUGGUUGAAAAUAAUGUGCUUGUUAUAUUAAAGGUGUUUUUGAAAUCA